This is a messenger RNA of Saccharomycodes ludwigii, 3681 nucleotides long. RefSeq lists its product as uncharacterized. The record is from RefSeq and is a predicted model, not a curated record. Bases 1 to 3681 code for a protein of 1226 amino acids. The transcript has a single exon. NCBI's taxonomy places the organism in Eukaryota, Fungi, Ascomycota, Saccharomycetes, Saccharomycodales, Saccharomycodaceae.
AUGGUUUUGUACAAAAGAAAACCCAUAAUCUUACCAGAUCCACCAUUGUUACCCAACGAUUUGGAUAUUAAAGUAUGGCUUAUUCCAGAAACGGGAGAAUGGUUUCGAACCUACGAAGAAUAUCUUAAUAGAAUAUAUUUUUACAACAAGCAUGUUUUCACCUGUGAAAUUACCGGCACUUCCUGUUUAUCAUUUUUUCAAGCAAUCAAUAGUGAAGAACGCGAAUUCGAAAAUUUAGAAUCGAAAUUCCCCUUGAAGUUAAGAGAGCCUGUUGCCAAAUUUUUACAUUUCAAUGUUGUCACUCGACUAGACUUAUUAGUAGAACAUGUAUAUAUUAAAUUCAAAACUAAUUUUUUCCCAGGAGAACUGGUAUUAUUAAUCAAUAAACAACAACAACAGUCAAUUACUGAAAAUAAUAGCACUAAUAACAACAAUAAAAAAGAAUAUUGGAUAGUUCGCGAAAAAGCUCAAUUUAACGCUAUCAUAGAUCCGCAGACUAAAAUAGAGUUAAAUCCAGCCUACUCUAAAUAUAGUAUAUUCAAUGAAAAAACUGGCGAAUCUAAAAUUGUAGAUCAAGCUGAAAUACAUAGAGAUAGAUCAACUUUUACGAAGCAUCUUAUAAAAUGCUUUUGCAAAAUUACUCUCACCAAAGCUAGCCCUAAAAUGGGUGCUCCAUGGUGUGUUAAACCGGAAUAUUUACAAGUCUAUGGCUUGGAUAUGACAUGGCCUGUCAAGUUAUUGAAAUAUAAAGAUGAUGUCAUUAUCUCUACUAUUAAUUCCAAUAAUGAUCAAAAUAUCAACGUAGAGUAUAAAGAUAAUGAUGAUGAUUAUGAUGAUCUAACUGAUAAUGAAAUCAAAAAGAAAUAUAAUAAUGAAGAAGAUACAAAUCCAAUAAAACUAAAAAAGAAAAGGAGGGAUAAAGUAAAUAUAAAUAAAAAAACUGAUGAGCUAGUAAAAGUUACAGAAGUAAUCAAAAAGAAAAAGGGCAGACCUAGAAAACAUAAAUUAGAAGAUCCAUCUGAACCCAAAAUUAAAAAGAAACGGGGUAGGAAACCAGGUAGUAAAAACAAGGACAAAAAUAUUGAUAUGGAAUCAAAUGGGAACAGUGAAGGUGUUAGUAUCGAUACUCCCGGUGUGAAAAAGGAAGACAAGAAGAAAGAAGAAGAAGAAGAAGAAAAAGAAGAAGAAGAACAACUAAAAUUACAUACUUUGACUAAUAAUGAAGAAACAAAUAAUGCCAAUGCUAAUAAUGACCUCAAUAUUGAAAACAAGAAAAAGGAAAAUAAUGGGAGAAAACUGGAGAAAAAGGGUAAAAACAAUUUCAAAAAAAACAAAAAUAAUAAUGAAGCCGAAUCAGAUGACCAGAUAAAAGAGGGGUCCCAAAAUACCGAAUUAAACACAAACAAUCAAAAGGUUGAAGCUUUAGAAGAAGAAUCCAGCUUUCAACAACCUACUUGCAUUACCGAGGAUACAGAAAUACCAUUUGAUCCAAGCAAAGAAUCUCAUUUUAAAUAUACAACUAAAUAUAAUAUUGAUUUGGAAGAGGUGUGUGCCACCAAUAAUGAAAAACCAAAUUCUUCAAAUUUCACCAAGCUAUUACAAAUAUUUCAAUUUAUUAACACCUUCAAUGAGGAAUUUAAAAUUAGCCACAUUUCCUUUGAAAAAUUAAUUACUGCUUUUAAAUGUACAGUACCGCGAGAAUUAGCAGGUGAGACGGUACACAUAGACAUUGUUCCUUUUUCUAAGCAUUCCGCAAAGGAUAAUGUCAAUGAUUUACCUUUCUACAAUGAAAAAUGCACACGCUACAGCAAGUUUGAUAAACUAAUUCGAGACAAAAAUGUUCCCAAUAUUCUAAAAUAUCGCAUUAUCCCUGAUGACCCACUAGAAACAAUAGGGGAAAGUCUAGUGGAUGAUAUAGAAUAUAAUGGAUCCCAUGUUCUAGUGGAAAUAUUCUGUGGGUUAUUAAGAUUGUUUAUCAAUGAAAAUAUGGAAUGGACAUGUUUUGUUGCUGAGGAAUGGUUGUUACCCAAUGAUAAUAAAAUCACCAAUGAAAAUUUUGAAAUACCACCAGACAUUUCCAAAUUUUUAGAAAAAGUUUUGCAAUAUCGAAAUGUCGAUUGGACAGAGAGAUUAGGGAAAAGACAAUUUAAUAAUGGAUUCUGGGUAAUUUGUCUAUUAGGAGUAUUUAGAGAUUGCAUUCAUUUACCUAUGUAUUCUGAUAUUAUCAUUAAUAUUACUACAAAAAUCAUGAAGUUACAAAAUACUGGGUCUCAUUUAAAUAAAACAAUGUGGAGAAAUUUCGUUUGGAAUUUAUCCUUGGAUGAAAAAAUUGACUGUCUGUGGGUGUUGCUUGAUUUGUUAUUAAAUUUUCAACCUACAAUCAAAAAUAGGGUCGAAUCUUCGAUGGAGUUGGUCAAUUUGCUGAAAAGCGAAAGAUUUAAAAUGAUGAAAGAUGUUAAACAAUUAAACAAUAAAUUGUCGGAUUUGUUAAAAAAUCAGCAUCCUAAAGAAUGUGCAGAUAAGAAUGAUACAAAUGUUUCUCCAAAUGCUAAUAACACAGUCGCUAACUUUAGCCUUCCAUCGCCAUUGUCCGGUACCGAAUCCAACGAGAACAUCCAAGAAGUCAAAGCUAUUGAACUUCAACUUGCUCACUUAAAUAAUAUGAAAGUGCUUUUGGACCAAUACUUAAGGACAAAUGAUGACCAAAGAUUGAAAUCUUUAGGUAUGGACAGGUAUGGUAACAAAUACUGGUGGCUAGAAUUUACUGGAAUCCCCAUCCACACCGAGAAUCCACUAUGUGGCAGGCUAUUGAUUCAAGGCCCCUCAAAAUAUGAACUACAAUAUCUUUACCCGGAACAUGAUGACAAAAUUGUACUUGAUAGUGAGAUGAAGGAUAAUAACCUUCCUCCAAAGUCUUUAUUAGAGAGGAAAAUCAAGGAGGAAACAGAUCAAGGCAUGUUACUAAACGAUCUUCACUGGCAUAUUGUUUCUACUAAACAAGCUUUUAAUACAUUGAUGAAAUGGUUAAAUACAUGGGGCACACGAGAACAUCAGCUAUUGAAGAACUUGAAAAUUUAUGAAGACGAAAUCUUUAAAUCUAUUGACUUUAUUGAGCGAAAAUCCUUGAUGAAUUUGCCUAGAGAGGAUGAAAUUUUAAAAGAAUUGGAAAAAUUUGAAUUAAACACCGAGGAAUUGGAAUAUCUAAACCAACUUGCUUCAACAGAAAAAAGUUCCUCUUCGGUUAAUAUUUCUACUGACGAAUCCGAUGAGUGUGAAGCAGACUUAGCUGAUAUCACAAAAAAAAUUACGACAUUAGAAAAUUCAGGCUCAAAAACACGUGUAAUAUUAAGCCAAAUUGCCACGUUAGAAAAACAGCGUGAUUUACUACUUGAGAAGAAGAAAAAUAAUGUCAAAAACAAUAUGCCUUUUGAUUCCAACACUCUGUUAAUGCGCUCAAUUAAAGAAAAAAUACGGGAACAACAACAGCUGUUAACUGAAUUGCAUAAUUUUAGGCACUCAGAAUCUAUGGAGGAUUGUUCUAAUUGGCGAAAUAAUGAAUCUAUCAGAUUAUAUGGGAAGCCGUUAUCUAAAGGUGCUACAGGUAGCAGCGAAGAAGAAAAUUGUAAUGUUGAAACAAAAUUGCAUACAAUAUUAAAGAAUAUAAACUUACAAUUGUCUUAA